AUGGAUGGAGACAUUUAUGCAGAAAUACAUCCAUCCUUGCCUCCAUCCAAGGCAUUUCUCCAGGCCAUCCUUGCCUCCAUCCAAGCUGGAUGGAGGCACAUCAGUGUCUCCAUCCUGGAUGGAGGUGUUGAUUCCGCUAGAGCGUUUAGACAGCGUUCGAAAUCUCUCCGGAGCCUAUACGGACCAUUCUCGAUGUCAACCGUGCCUCUCAGAAUACCCUCUCCUCUAUCCGUGCGAUCGCCGACCGUCGCUUCAGUUCCAAGUCAUUUAACGGUAAUAAUACGUUGGCCGUGGUCAGCCAUCAACCAUGUGAUGGUAGAGGAAUAUGACCCGACCCAUGAUGGAUCUGACCCGAAUAUACCCAGCUUUAUCGUCGAAAACUGUACGGAGGAUCAAUUGUGUCCAGCCAAGAGUCAGAAAAGGGCGCGGCUUGUGUGGACCUCAAAACUGCACAAGCGGUUCUUGGACGUGGUGGAGCAUUUGGGAUUAAAGAAUGCGGGGCCAAAUAAGAUUGUGCAGAUAAUGAAUGUGGAUGGGUUGACCCGGGAAAAUGUUGCUAGUCAUCUGCAGAAGUAUAGGUUAUAUAACAAGAGAAAGAAGGAGAGUCCAUCCGCUUCUGAUCACAUGUUUGCUUCGGCACCAGUUUUCCGUCAACAGAGCUUCAACGAGUCGCCAAGUGCUGGGAAUGUGGAUUAUAGAGAUUGUGGGCAAUAUGGGAUUAUGCCAAUUCCAAUGCCAUAA
This is a messenger RNA of Fraxinus pennsylvanica, 741 nucleotides long. The record is from the annotation of a GenBank genome assembly. Lineage: Eukaryota; Viridiplantae; Streptophyta; Magnoliopsida; Lamiales; Oleaceae.